Messenger RNA from Didymodactylos carnosus, 5338 nucleotides. Lineage: Eukaryota; Metazoa; Rotifera; Eurotatoria; Philodinida; Philodinidae. The record is from the annotation of a GenBank genome assembly.
GGUGAUCUUCAAGACUUUAUUGCUACAAGCGACGAACUACCAAUAACUCAUGGUUUGUGAAAAGAAAUGACAAACCAUUGAGCAACAAAACAUUAUUCAGCAAUCGCGGUAUCUCUUAUACAGAAAACUGAAGGCGUGAAAAAAUACAAAUAUAUUCAAUCACACAUGUUUUACCCGAUUUUCUCUUCCGAAACAUGAUGCAAUUUACUUCAAGCUCAACCAGAGAUUGAACCUCAAAUCAGCGCACAGCAAUUUUAGUUCGGUCUUCUCUCUAAUGGAAAUUCGAAGAGAAUGUUCAAACCUCUUAACUCUGUCUUCAUCCGCUAUGUUUCCGCCGACUUCUGAUCUGAAAUUUUGUCCAACACUUGGGUAGAUUCCCUCAUAAAUAGUUAUUGUAUUCCUACUAAAUUAUACUUCAAACAAUAUUCUCGUUUGUCCUAUCAUUCCAAAAACUUGCUUUUUUAAACGAUAAUCAGCGAUAUACCUUAAAAACUAAAAGGGAUCCUUUUCUAAAAAAUGGAUCAUUCCGAUGUGUGUGCUUUAAACUACUAUCCGUUCCAAAAUACAAGACAGGCGGUUGCUUUUUGAGUAAUUAUUGAUAGAAGAUAGAUAGAGACCUGCGGUUUUCACUACUCGAUAGCUAAGACCUGCCCGCAAAAGCUUAUAUUACGUGCAAUAACCCAUUUUUGCCUAUAUUUGAGUAAAACUAAAAUAUUCAUAACCCAGCCCAGAUCCAUCGAAAUUACGUCAGAAUAUCAAGAUGUACUCUAUUUUACCAGCGCUAUAUGUAGUUUUAUUUGAGAAUAGUAAAAAACAUUGCUGUACUUCGCAAGAUUUCUAGAAAACUCUUUCAAAAACCAAUUUAUUUUCUGAUGGCUUUUAUAGCUUUUAUUGAGCUGCAUCAUAUAGAGUAGAUCAAUGUAUCGGUGAAUUUAUUCACACCAGUGAAUAAAUUCACCGAUGCGAAUUUUGAAGGCCCUUAGUUAAUAAGUGUGCGAUGUAGUAUCAGUUGGAAUGAGAGACUGAAGAGAAGGGGUUUGCUUUGCCAAAUGACCGAAAGUAUUGAAGAUAAUAUAAGAAUAAACUGCUACUUUGUGAUUUUUUGAAUGAAAUAAGUGCACUUUUUAGUCUGGAAUAAUAUCUUUUUGAAAAAGGCAACAAUUAAAUAUCGUACUUUUUUUAAACAGUUGAAUUUUUAUUAAAAUAAAAUACAGCAAAUCGGACUUUCUUUCAUUACAUGUGUUUUCUUUUUGUUGUCACAACAGGAUUGUAUUAUUAUGAAUGAAUUCCAUCUCCGACAUUUUUUGAAAUAAAAAAUGUUAGAAACGAAAGAAAGAAGUACUGACAAGCGUUUCUAACGCAUUUAUAAUAAGGAAGUAUGGCUAACUUUUUUAUGAUUGUUCGGGACAAAACCAAACAUUUAAUAUUAAUAUAAAAACAAAUUGAAAACAAUUAUUCAUAAGUGGGAACCAAGCAUGUAUUCUGUCAUUCUAAGAGGAGCCAGUUCCACCGAAAUUUGAGUGAACAGUGGUAUAGAAGUGCUACAUUAUAACAGCGCCACUCAGUCAGGUAUAAUCGUUCAAUAAAUUAACAGUUUAUGAAGUGUUAUGACACAAUGAGUCUUAUUGUGUACAAUAUAUAAAAAGGACAACAUCUCUUCAGUUCAACGCUAUUAUUAUCGAACACAAUGUCGUACAAAAACAGUUAUAGUUUAACUAAUCCAAGAGAAAUUCCAGUUUCUAAAAGUAAAUAAUAUUUUUGUUCUAUCUUAUCUAGCGAGGACUUGCUUCACGUUUAUACCGUUAAUCUAGUUCGGGAAAAUUUGAAGAUGGAGCUAAGAAUACAAUAGCGUUUCUAUUACAGAAUAAAAACUUCAUUUUCUUAUGAAGUUCACAGCGAAUAGCAUGAUUUAUCACGCAAACAGUCGAUAGUACUUUUUUCUGUUUCAUUUUUGACCGGAUGUCAAUAUUAUGAUGCUAUGUAAAUGACCCACUCAUCAUAUAUUAUCGUCACGUUACUUCAUGUGACUCAGAGUUACUACGAAGUCGCUUAUAGUCGUCACCAUAAGUCACGAGAGUUGUCGGAGUUCCCGACAGGAUUAAAAGAAGCAUCGACAAAAAUGAAGGAAGGCGCGUUUUUGUCCACUUUAGCUAUCUUUCCCGUUUAGCGGUCAUCGCACUUAUUUCCUUCUUUAGCACAAACGUUUCAACAGUUAGUCGCUCUUCUAGGGAAUUUAAUACCUCAAGCAGAAACUUACGGUAUAAGCUGUUGUUCAUCAUCAUCAAUUGCUGGCUUGAUUCACCGUCAGCGUGUCAGAUCUACGUCUAACCAACUACUAAAUGCAGACACUCCAUCUCUAAGUGAACAAUAUUCUUCAAAAGUCAACCGUAAACAGAAACAGCUUAUUGAACAUUUUGUCUACGAAAAACUUGAGGAGUACACAAGAAGAGCUCGCCCAUGGCGAAUAACAAACAUCAAACACAUUGAAAAACGUUUACUACGACAAGCACCAUUUCUCGCUAAACAAAACUACGUUCCGGAGUCUCUCGUUUGUAACUGGAUUCAUGAAACACUUGCACGCAUUGAUACCGUCGUUCAACAACUCAAAACAUUGGUAAGUUCACAAAAUGACCUUAUCGGCACAUUAAUAAGUAAAACAAAAGUAUCACUUGACGAACAGUCGAAAACUAAUAAAUGGUACAAACUGCAGUUGAAACGAGCUAAAGAAAUUAGUAAAAACGAGAAAAACCUAGACGAUAAUGAACUUUUAUACGAAUACCAACAGCAUGUAAUCAACAAACUGACACCAAACAAAACUUUCGCUUCCUCAUCAUGUUUUCGUCACAAAACGUUAAACUUAGAUGCAGCCUAUGAUGGUGCUGAACGAACAGGGAAAGAAUAUCUUUCGAUAUUUUUAACAAAAUACGCUCAACGUCCAAAACCAAAUAUUCAGUUAUUGGAUGAAAUAGUUAGUCACGGUAUGAAACAAAUGCAAAAACCUCCGAGACUCGAGGAAUUAAAGGCGGUGAAUAAUCAGAAUGUCCUCACUAAGGCAGCUUUUAUUUAUAAAACAAAAAGAGCGUACGAAAUGAAUCUGAAAAAUCAAGCUGAUGAUUUUAUGUUAUUACGUUUUGGUAAAAUUCUCACAGUCAAAUCGAAAAGUGACGACAUCGGUGAAACGUUCAUGCAACUCAUUCAUAUGUUUUUGAGUUCUGUUCAGUUAUUAGCGAAUUCGAUGAAAAACGACGAACAUAUUUUAAUCGCCGAACAUACGAUUUCGUCGUAUCUUUCUCCGACGAAGAAUGAUAUUUCAGAUAAAGUCCUUUUAUUACCGGAGACUCACAUUGAUCAGUGGACUUGGCUACUAGAAAAAUGGAAAGAAGCAUUGCAGACAUUUCCUUUCUAUCUAACCAAAUCUGGUGCAUUUGGUCGUUUGUUGAGAACAACAAUCGGUGUUGGAAUAGCAAGAUUAUAUGGUUUCGCCGAAAACAAGGAAAAUAUUAACGACGAUCAAAUUGACGAAAAAUUCUUUGAAGCCCUACAAGUGGGCUACUACUACGGAGUAGCAUAUGCAUUCGUUGACGGAUUACAAGAUGAUAGAGAAGAAGAAAACUCUGUCAAACAACAAAGUUCAUCGUCAUUUACCGAGGCAGACAUAAAUAAGUGGUUAUUGACCAUGGAAAAUGUUUUAUGUGGACAAGAGUUUGAUCGAGAUUCAUUACCAAAAUUACCAGUCACAAAAAUUGUAUUUGAAACAUUUGAUUCGCUCAUAGAGCUUACGGAAAGAAACCAUAUUAAAAAUGAAAUAUUUAACGAUUUAGCAUUGUUGUUACGUUCUCAAAGGUCAGAUAUCAAAGAAUUAGAUAAAUUUUAUUUUGAUUUAGAAUUAUAUAUGGGUACCGUUAUGAAAUCGCAUUUUACUUAUACUGCUACAGCAUUGAUGGGUAAAGCUCAAUUAGUAGAGAGUAGUGAACGUUCAUGGGAAAUGCCUGUUCUUGGUCAAAUGACAGAUGACUUUAGAGAUUUUUUUGAUGAUUUAAAAAGUCGAUCUGUCACAUCUUUUACUCAUUAUUAUCAUCACAAACAACACUGUCUUGAACACAAAUCUCUGAAUCCGUUUUACAUAUUCCUUUACAUGUGUGAAGAUCUGUAUUUAAACAGUGGUAAAGAAACGCAAACCGGAGCAUUUUUAGGACGACGAAUUAUUCGUACGCUUCGUGCUCUUGAACUGAAUUCAUCUAAACUUGGUGAAUUUUUAGAAAUUUUUGCACAUCAAUAUCCAGAAUUAGAAUCAUAUUGUUGGUCAUUACGAACAAAAUUUGAUCUUGUUAGUGACCCAGAAAAAUCUUUUUUUCGCUCAAUAAAUGAUUAUGGUAUUAAUUAUGCCCAUAAAUCAUCCAAAGGAGAUCGUACACAUCGUAAAUUAGAAACAUACGUUAAUGAUCAUCUCAAAUUGAUUGAAAAUAAUUUAAAAAUAAAAUCUGAAUCAGAUGAACAUUUACUAACCGAUGGAAUAAAUUACGCUGUGAGCGCGGGUGGAAAACGACUACGUCCACUUUUGUUAUUUAUGAUCGCUGAUUUAUACAAUCUUUCUUUAGACAGUGUGCUACCAUUGGCAACUGCAUUGGAAUAUUUGCAUACUAGCAGUCUCAUACUUGAUGAUUUACCUGCACAAGAUAAUUCAGAUACAAGAAGAGGACAAGCCACACUACAUACAUUUGUAGAUGAAUACAUACCUGCUUCUCUAAGCGAAGGCAGAGCACAACUGGUAGCUGUCGAUCUCAUUGCGCAUGCGAUGCAAUUAGUCAAUCAAGGUUUAUUACAAAAUGGAUAUUCAGUUGCUCUCAUUAGUAAUGUAAACAAUGAAAUUUCGAAAUCGAUGCAUGAACUAUGCGUGGGACAAAUGUUGGAUCUGGUUGCGGCACGCUGCACCAUUAAUCAAGAAAAUAAUACAGACGAAAAUGUUAAACUAUUGGAUAAAAUUGCUUGGUUAAAAACCGGAAAAGCCAUUGAAGUUGUUCUCGUCUGUCCGGUCAUUUUAGCUGGAGUGACCGAUACGCAUGAAAUAAGUCAAAUUCGAGAGUUCGGUAGACUGUUAGGUAUUCUAUUUCAAAUGAAGGACGACUUGUUGGAUAUUGAGGGGGAAGCCACCGGGAAACCAAAACAAAUUGAUGAACGGAAUCAAACAGUUACGUAUAUUUCAGUCCUCGGUCAAAAUGCUACUAGAGAACGAUUAAAAACAAUUGAAAGGCAAGCAAAAAACCUUGUAGAGAAACUGUGGCCGUCAGCUGGUACUGUGCAAAACGUUAUUCGAUAUAUUGUUGAAAGGAAAAACUAA